ACAGAGGCUGCAAGAAGAACAAGAAGAAGAAGCAGGUCAGAUCAUAUAGUUUGAAGAAUCUUUGAUGGGGAAGUAUUGUUUGUUCUUACUUCUCAGCUUUGCUUGCACUUUCUUACGUGGUGGAGCUUACCAAUUGCAAGCCUCGCAAGCCCAAGCGCUUCUCCAGCUGAGAAAGCACCUGGAGUACCCGAAGCAGCUGGAUUCAUGGACUGAUCACAGAGUGGACUUUUGCACACUGUCCUUUCUUCCUCUUGUUAACGUUACAUGCCAGGAUAGUGUGGUUACUGAGCUUAGAAUUGCAGGUGAUACUCAAAGCAAAGUCGACGAGUUCAUUGGCUUUGCAAUACCAAAUCAAACGCUAUCAGAGAGUUUCUCUCUUGAUUCAUUCAUCACUACUUUGACAAGACUAAAUAGCUUGAGAGUUCUUAGCCUUGUGUCUUUGGGCAUCUGGGGUCCACUUCCAGACAAAAUCCAUCGAUUAUCUUCACUUGAAUAUCUGGAUUUGAGCUCAAAUUAUCUUUUUGGUUCGAUCCCACCUAAGAUUUCUACCAUGGUGAAGCUUCAAACACUUAAACUGGAUGACAACUUCUUCAAUGAUACUAUGCCCGACUGGUUUGAUUCAUUGUCUAGUCUGACAGUGCUGAGCUUGAAAAACAACAAGAUCAAGGAUUCGUUUCCAUCUUUGAGCAUCAGUACCCUUACUGAGCUUGUCAUGUCUGGCAAUGACAUAUCUGGUGAAUUACCAGAUCUAAGUAAAUUACAUGGCUUAACUGUGCUGGACUUGAGCUGGAACAAAAUAGAUUCAUCACUGCCUACAUUACCGAAGGCAUUGAUUGUCGUUUUACUCGGAAAAAACUCGUUUUCGGGUGAGAUUCCACAGCAAUAUGGUCAGCUUAGUCAGCUCCAACAGCUUGAUAUAUCAUUCAAUGAAUUGACUGGCACCCCUCCUGCUACAAUCUUCUCCUUGCCCAACAUCAGUCACUUGAAUCUUUCUUCGAAUAAGUUAUCUGGGUCGCUACCGAUCCAUAUGGAGUGUGGCAACAUGCUUCAGUUUGUUGAUAUAUCUAGCAAUAUGCUUACUGGAGGAUUGCCUUCCUGCUUGGGCAUUGAAUCUGAUAAUCGAACUCUGAAGGCAGACGGGAAUUGCUUAUCUGUUCAUGUAGGGAAACAGCAUACAAAAUCAUAUUGUGAUACAGAGAAUAUGAACCAUGAUCAGCACCAGGAGCAGUAUAGAGCUAAACAUGCAGGAGUUGUAAUGGGAUUACUUCUUGGAAUUUUGUUAUCAGUGCUUCUACUUUCUAUUGGGUUUGUUUUAUGUAGAAGAUGUUGGCCUAGAGGAAUAUCAGAACAACAUUUAUUGCAGAAAUCAGUUCAGGAUAGUUCAACAGCAGGGUUCUCAUCUGAGCUUCUAACAAGUGCAAGGUUUGUUUCUGAAGCUGCAAAGUUAGGAAUUCAAGGUCUUCCAUUGUGUCGAACUUUUUCCUUGGAGGAGAUAAAUGAAGCUACAAGAAAUUUUCAUGACUCAACUAUCAUUGGUGAUGGUUCAUACGGGAAGCUAUAUAGAGGGAGACUGGAGAAUGGGACUCAAGUUGCCAUAAGAUCCUUGCUUAUAUCCAAGAAAUUUUCAAUAAGAAAUCUUAAACUUAGGUUGGAUAUGCUUGGAAAGCUCAGGCACCCAAAUUUGGUCUGCCUUUUGGGUCACUGCAUUGAUGGAGAUGGACAAGACUUCAAUGACAUCAAGGUCUUCCUCGUAUCCGAAUAUAUUCCAAAUGGGAGUUUUCGUACACAUCUAUCUGAGAAGGUUUUGAACUGGUCUGAAAGAUUAGCAAUUCUAAUCAGUGUUGCCAAGGCUGUACACUUCCUGCAUACUGGAGUCAUUCCUGGUUUCUUCGACAACCGACUAAAGAUCAACAAUAUCUUGAUUGCUGAUUAUAAUGUGGCAAAGUUAAGUGAUUAUGGAUUAUCCAUUAUCUCAGAAGAACCAGCAAAAUCUGUGGCUAAAGGGGAAGGCCCACAAGCUUGGCAAAUGAUGAGCUUGAAGGAUGAUGUUUAUAGCUUUGGGUUUAUACUACUAGAGGCACUUAUAGCACCUUCUGUGUCUGCUAGAAAAGACCCUUCUGUACUAAAGGAAAUGAUGAGUUUAAACAGCCAGGACGGACGGAGGCGACUCAUCGAUCCAACCAUUCUAGCUACCUGCACACAAGAGUCCCUAUCAACCAUUAUUUCCCUAAUGAACAGAUGCAUUUCCCCUGAAAUGAGUCGACCGUCCAUGGAGGAUGUUCUUUGGAACCUGCAAUAUGCAAAUCAAGUUCAAGAUGUCAGGGAUGUUGAUCAAAGAUAUAGUUCUGCAUCGCAACAAUGAUUUGUCUAAAUCCUCUCAGAAACUCAGUUUUUUUUUUAGAACUUCAAUAAGCAUGUAUACAGAUUGAUAAUUUGGACAUGCUAUCUCUUGACAUUGAUAUGAAAGUGUAAGUCCGCUCAAGUAUAAAUAAAAGCCCCUUUUCAAG
This is a messenger RNA of Cucurbita maxima (winter squash), 2507 nucleotides long. RefSeq names its product probable inactive leucine-rich repeat receptor-like protein kinase At3g03770. The record is from RefSeq and is a predicted model, not a curated record. The transcript is spliced from 8 exons. Gene Ontology annotation, cellular component: plasma membrane. The coding region runs from base 65 to 2362 and encodes 765 amino acids. Gene Ontology annotation, biological process: protein phosphorylation. Gene Ontology annotation, molecular function: protein kinase activity; ATP binding; protein binding. Lineage: Eukaryota; Viridiplantae; Streptophyta; Magnoliopsida; Cucurbitales; Cucurbitaceae.